AUGGAGGCGUCAGGGAACAAAAAGCUGAAAUCAAUCACAGCACCUCUGACGAGGAGGUUUGCCAUGUGUUUCAACGAGUACGAUGUUCGUCUGGGACAGGAGAUGGUAAAUGAACUAAACACACAGCUCAUGUGGAUGGGAUCCGCCAUGUCCAUUGACGAACCCAAAUCACCCGGCGGGCCAUUGGGAAGUGCGCAAGAUGUUUUAAUUCAAAGCCCUGAUGUAGCGGGCGAUGAGGCUCGCGGACUCACCGUGUUCAAGAAAUUUCAGGCGCAGAUCUUGAUGGCCAACAUUGCCAGUGACGCCAGCAGCAGUCAGGAUGUAGGGCACCUUUCUUUGAAGAAAAGAGAACUUGUUUGCGGCCUAAAGAAGGCGAUAAACAAGUAUCUCCGCCGUCAUUGUGAAGGGGGGCAUCCAACAACUGACCUAUUACGCGAGCGCAUCUAUGCGGCACUCGAUGGUGCAUUGUUAGGUAUGGAAGUGGAUGACAUCAUGUCGAAGCAUUACUCCAAGGGUGCAGAGAACCCCAAGAAUCCCAGAACAAACGACAACAGAAACCUUCAAACCAACGACAACUUCAUCAUACCUGUAGGACAGUACAUUUGGAACAGCAUGAAGCGCGGAUCGUUUUCCCUCGGCACGAUUCCAAGCGCAAAACCACAGUUGUUGAUUGGUGGGCAAGGCAGCCUUGCUGGAAUGCCGGGAGGAUAUCCAACAGAGUGA
Suillus subalutaceus is the source of this 723-nucleotide messenger RNA. RefSeq lists its product as uncharacterized. Lineage: Eukaryota; Fungi; Basidiomycota; Agaricomycetes; Boletales; Suillaceae. The record is from RefSeq and is a predicted model, not a curated record. Bases 1 to 723 code for a protein of 240 amino acids. The transcript is spliced from 5 exons.